Messenger RNA from Equus quagga, 2761 nucleotides. RefSeq names its product zinc finger MYND-type containing 10 (gene ZMYND10). NCBI's taxonomy places the organism in Eukaryota, Metazoa, Chordata, Mammalia, Perissodactyla, Equidae. Bases 1206 to 2477 code for a protein of 423 amino acids. The transcript is spliced from 12 exons. The record is from RefSeq and is a predicted model, not a curated record. Gene Ontology annotation, biological process: outer dynein arm assembly; inner dynein arm assembly; motile cilium assembly. Gene Ontology annotation, cellular component: cytoplasm; centriolar satellite.
CUGAAACAAACACCCAGAAAGAAACAAUGAGGAAGCUGUGAUGAAAAGUGAGUUGGAAUGGGAGCUGGAGGUGCUCUGGAUUAGAUGGGUAAGGAAGGCCUCGCUAAGGUAACUUGAACUGAGCGCUGAAGGAGGAAGAGUAUUCCAAACAAAGGAAAUAGGUGCAGAAGCCUUGAAGCAAAAAACCGCUUUGGGAUGUAUGAGGAACCCAAGGGAGGCCCGUGGGUCUGGAACAUAGGAGGCAAGGGGGAGAGAGGCAAGAAAUGAACUCCUGAGGUAGGAGAGAGGGCAAGAGUCUGAUGCUGCAGAGCUGCUGUUCACCUGCUUUGUACAUAGUUUUUGAAGGCCAGAGGCAGCCAUGGAGUCACCCUCAUACUAGGGAGUGAUAUCUAAUGCACAUCUUUUAAAAACUCCUGGCUGUUUAGGAGGGUCAGAGAGAAAAUGGGUCCAGUAAAAAGGCCACAGCAGUUAGCUCAUGAGAGGUGAUAGCAGCCUGAAUUAAGAGGGAGAGUUGUGGGCCCUGUGCAGUAUUUCGCGGGUAGAGCCAAGAGGUGGAGCUGGGCGCGAGAAACAGUGGAGCGAGGAAGCCACGGAGAGGAGCAUCUGUUUGGGCCGAGCCGGAACAACUGCAGGAAGAGCUAGUCGGGGGCGGGAUGACCCCAUCCCUCUGCGGGACGAUGUGACGUGCGUCCCAAGAAAGAGACUAGGCCACAGGCGUCUGGGACUCGGGAAGACCUUUGAGCCGCAGACAGUUGUGAGUUGUGAGGGAGAAAACUCCAGGAGUCCAAAAAGGGUUGCUACCCGCAGCCUGGCAGGAGCGGCAGACUGGGGCUGGCCCAGCCCCGCGCUCGCCGCGGGUGGGGGCGGGCCCAGGGCGUACUGCGCAGGCGCCCGCCGAGCUAACCGUUUCCAUGGCGGCGAGGACCCACGCGCCCCAACCGCUCCUCAACCGUCGGGUCUCAGUCUUCGGCCCCGCAGGAGACGGUCGUGCCCGAGCGUGUCAACACCCUCACCGCAGCGCCGGCUGCUGCCCGGGGUCAGCCGAACCCCGCCUUCCCCCUCUCUGUCCUGGGCCUCGACAUGGGCGACCUGGAGCUGCUGCUGCCCGGGGAGGCUGACGUGCUGGUUCGGGGACUGCGCAGCUUCCCGCUGCGCGAGAUGGGCUCCGGAGGGUGAGGCAGCUGAGUCAGGGGUCUGGUGGAGUCAUGGAGUCAGAGUCCUUGAGGUGGAACCAGCAGCAUGAGAACCUGGAGAAGCUGAACAUGCAGGCCAUUCUUGAUGCCACGGCCAGCCAGGGCGAGCCGAUCCAGGAGCUGCUGGUCACCCAUGGGAAGAUCCCAGUGCUGGUGGAGGAGCUGAUUGCAGUGGAGAUGUGGAAGCAGAAAGUGUUCCCUGUGCUGUGCAGGCUGGAGGACUUCAAGCCCCUGAACACUUUUCCCAUAUACAUGGUGGUACACCAUGAGGCCUCCAUCAUCAACCUCCUGGAGACAGUGUUCUUCCACAAGGAGGUGUGUGAGUCAGCAGAGGACACUGUCUUGGACCUAGUGGACUACUGCCACCGCAAACUGACUCUGUUGGUGGCCCGGAGUGGCGACAGUGGCCCCCCUGAGGAUGAUGAGUCCCGAUACAGCACUCCUAUGCAGGAGCUGCAGAAGCAGGCAGAGCUGAUGGAAUUUGAGAUUGCACUGAAGGCCCUCUCAGUGCUACGCUACAUCACAGACUGUGUGGACAGCCUUUCGUUGAGCACCUUGAGCCGCAUGCUCAGCACCCACAACCUGCCUUGCCUCCUGGUAGAGCUGCUGGAGCACAGUCCCUGGAGCCGGCGGGAAGGAGUGUGCUGGUUCCUCUCCCCAGGCAAGCUGCAGCAAUUUGAGGGCAGCCGUUGGCAGACAGUGGCCCCCUCAGAGCAGCAAAAGCUGAGCAAGUUGGACGGGCAGGUCUGGAUUGCCCUGUACAACCUGCUGCUAAGCCCCGAGACCCGGGCCCGCUACUGCCUCACAAGCUUUGCCAAGGGACAGCUACUCAAGCUUCGGGCCUUCCUCACAGACACGCUGCUCGACCAGCUGCCCAACCUAGCAGACCUGCAGAGUUUCCUGACCCAGCUGGCCCUGGCUGAACCCCAGCCCCCUAAGAAGGAUCUGAUAUUGGAACAGAUCCCAGAAAUCUGGGAGCGACUAGAGCGAGAGAAUAGAGGCAAGUGGCAAGCUAUUGCUAAGUACCAGCUGCGGCAUGUAUUCAGCCCCUCAGAGCAGGACCUGCGGCUGCAGGCACGAAGGUGGGCUGAGACCUACAGGCUGGAUGUGCUAGAGGCAGUAGCUCCAGAACGGCCCCGCUGUGCCUACUGCAGUGCAGAGGCUUCCAAGCGCUGCUCACGAUGCCAGAAUGAGUGGUAUUGCUGCAGGGAGUGCCAAGUCAAGCACUGGGAGAAGCAUGGAAAGGCUUGUGUCCUGGCAGCCCAGGGUGACAGAGCCAAGUGAAGGCUGCAGCUGCUGAGGGACGACCAUCCAUGCCAUACAACCCACCCAGAGUGUGCCCCUGAACCUAGGGAUCUCUGCCAGAGCCCUGGCCUCCCAGGUGGUGAACACACUGAGAGGGUAGAGCUGCUAACCUAUCUCCCCCAGCAAAGCGCUCCCAGCUUCCUGCCCCACCCGGCGGGUAGGCUGAGGGCGCUGCCUCAGCAAGCUAGACAGGAGGCCUGGGUGGAGGGCGAGGGCGAGGGCCGGAUGUGGGGACCCUCUUCCUCUAACACUGUAAAGCUGGC